AUGUCUGCUGCCGAUAUCGAAACCAAGCCUGAGGCCCUCAAGGCCGAGGAGUCUGUUCCUCAAUCUGAGAUCACCGAGGAGUCCACUAAAACUAAGCCCGACUCCGAGGAGACCGAGGCCAAGGACGAAAGAAAGGACGAGGAGAACGACGAAGUCAAGGAGGAUGACUCUGCCGAGGCAGCCGACGACUCAGACAAGAAGAGAGAGGCCGAGGACGCCGCCGAAGGCCAAAAGAAGAAGAGACACAGAAAGAGACGCCAGGAUGCUCUUCCUGAGGAGGCUCCUGAGUCUGGUGACGACAAGGAGGAGGGUGACGACGACAAGGCCGACGAGAAGGAGGAUGAUGAGGAGGAGGAGGGUGACUUGGUCGAGAUCGACGAGGCCAACAUCAUUACCACUGGCAGAAGAACCAGAGGUAAGAGAGUGGACUACACCAAGGAUGCCGAGGACGUGCCUGAGGACGAGGACGAGGAGGACGUCGAGUUUGAGACCAAGGAGGAGGUCGACGACGUUGCUGAGGAGGACGGUGCCGAGUAA
Molecule: messenger RNA, 537 nt
Organism: Australozyma saopauloensis
Lineage: Eukaryota; Fungi; Ascomycota; Pichiomycetes; Serinales; Metschnikowiaceae
Exons: 1
Coding region: 1-537 (178 amino acids)
Source: RefSeq, a predicted model, not a curated record